Messenger RNA from Mugil cephalus (flathead mullet), 4676 nucleotides. RefSeq names its product amyloid-beta A4 precursor protein-binding family A member 1-like. Gene Ontology annotation, molecular function: protein binding; amyloid-beta binding. Gene Ontology annotation, biological process: chemical synaptic transmission. The transcript is spliced from 13 exons. The record is from RefSeq and is a predicted model, not a curated record. Gene Ontology annotation, cellular component: plasma membrane; dendritic spine; cytoplasm. Bases 321 to 3779 code for a protein of 1152 amino acids. Lineage: Eukaryota; Metazoa; Chordata; Actinopteri; Mugiliformes; Mugilidae.
AUAGCCGUAAAGAACUGUUUGUGUCUGCACCGCCGGCAUCAGCAGUGUUUAUAAAGGCGCUUUGUGCAUCGCUAAUCCGCUCUGAUGUCACGGAGCAGAAGGAGGGGCUGAGCUCUCCGCUUUAAUCCGACCAAGUUGUCUGGAGUGACAAACAAACCAAGGCGAGCCGGGCAAGAAGGCACCGGGACAGGGGCGAUGCGCGCUGCAGCAGCCGGAGCCGGGCCUGUCCUCCUCUGACACGCAGGCUGUGCUGUGAGCUGGGUUACCUUGGAGACAAGAGGAGCAUGUUCUGAAAACCAGAGUCGAAUUACACCCCAGCCAUGAGCCACAAGUAUCAGGGAGAGGCGACUGGGGAAGCAGGCGAGGAGCACAAAGCUUCCUCAGUGCCUCAGAGAAGCAGGCAGCCCAAUGGGACCACUGGCGAAGCACCUGUGCGUCGAUCCUGGAGGCCGUGUCAGAUGCUCAACCAUGACGGGGAGAUGAAUCCUCACCAUCAUCACCACCACGAUCAUCAGCACCCUCCUCAUCACCAUCACCACCCACCUGCAGGCCGUGGUCCUCCUCGGCACCGCCGCCGCCCCCAGUCGGGAAAAGGACAGGGCCAAAGUCAGGCUCAGAGUCCUGGUGCUGUCCCAGCUGUGGUUCCCUCUAGGCCGGACAUCAGCGAAAGUCAAGGCACGGAGUCUCGUCCUGUACAGCAUCCCCGCCCUGCUGUCGCCCGCUACCGCCGUCAUGGUGAUCCUAACCCCAGGCUGAGAAAUCAAAGACAACGGCAGCCAUUCAGAGAGAUCCAUGACUCCUCACCUGUUUUGGAAGAGAGGGAAGGUCCAGCAGAGGUACAGGUGCAGCAGUGCUCAUCUGUUGAUCCUGUAACAGACCAAUCGCAGGACCGAGGAUCUCUUCACCCAACUCCUGUGGCUGUUGUUACCCCCACCCAUCUCUCACCUGGCCCUGUUUCCCAUACUUUGGAACUUCCUCAUGCUCCUGCUGAAGUUGAAGAGGACCUUCAGGAACAAAAGGAACAGUGCGUAGAGGAAUCUGAGAAUGUGCAAAAGAACGACAUAGAACAGGAACAAGUGGCGGAAGACUCAACCGCGGGUCAGUCCAUCUGCAGCCAUGAUGACAAAGCAGAAGAGUGCGCCGAAAGUGUGGAGGAGGAUCAAGAAGAAGUCACAGACCUUUUGCAGGAGGAUCCUGCAGCUCAGGGAAGUGAAAUCACAGAUCUUUGCUCUGACACAGAGAGUGCUGCAUCGCUCAGCAUGGAUGGGCCUCUCCACAGCCCACCGCCGCUCCAGUCGCCAACCCCACCUUCCUCCCCUGAUGUUCCACCUUUCCCCCAGUUGGACCACUUCAGUGAGGAUACGAGUAUGAGCCCUUUACCCGACAAUGACCUGCUUCCUGAAGAGGACGACGAGGAUUGCUCUGAGUCAUGCUCAUUGUCCCACUCCACUUCUUGCUCUGAUUCUUACCCGAAAACCUAUGCAGACUUUUAUACAGAGUCCCACCAAAGGUCUUACCCAGAGCCGGUUCACGAUUCAUACUCAGAACCAAAAUCCCACCCUAACUCUUUUCCUGAACCCCUUGAGAAAUCUUACCCUGAGUUACAAAAGGAACCUCGCAGGCUAUCUGGGCAGAGAACUGAGCCAAACAAGGCGCAGCUAGAGUCCCACCCUGAGCCCUUUUCCAGCCAUAGACAGGAGAAUGUACAAAAAGGGCCUCCCUCCUCCCCCACAGAGGGCUCCCAUUAUGUACCAAGGAGAGGCAGAGACCGCGGUUCACAUCACUCACCGCCGGACCGCUCUGUCGGCUGCCGACUGCACCACUACGACGGUCAGUCUGACGGUGAGGGCGACAGCGCCGAUCAAAGCCCCGUUCCCAAAAGUCGGAGACACGCACCCACACAAACAGGAACCCAAGCAAAGACGCAGUCGUCGGGGCACAUCAGUUCAGAGACUCCUGAUGAGCCAAAUGCCAUAGGUUUCUCAGGGGAGGAAGGCACAAAAGGCUCAGGAGAUGCUAUCAGCCUGGCAAUUAAAGACAUCAAGGAGGCGAUUGAGGGGGUGAAAACUAAGGCAGUGCGCUCCCCGUACACACCUGACCAGCCUGUCGAGCCGAUUUGGGUGAUGAGACAGGAGGUGAGCCCCACAGAGGAUGCGUACCCACUGCAAACUACAACUGGCCAUUCUUCUCCUCACUCCUCCUCUCAGUCUGCUCCUGAGUCUCCAACUCGCUAUGCCUCAGUUCCAGUUCGGGAUCCGAUCAGUCCCCUCAGAGCUGAGGCACCCAGAGCGCCUAAUCCCCAACAUUAUCCACAACAGCAGCCCCAACACAGCCAUCACCACCACCACCAACACCACCACCAAGGCCACCAGUUACAGCAGAGGGACGUUGCAAGGCCAUCGCAGGCAUACGCUCAAUCGCAGUCACAACCGCACGCACACAUGCCUUCUAAUCAGCAUCAGCAGUGUCAACAUCAGCACCAACAAGUGAAUCCACGAACACAAGCUCAGCCUCAGUCACCUCCUCAGAAGCCGUCUGCCCAGGACAUUCGUAGAUCUCUUCCCCCUUUUCCCACAUUUGUCGACGUCCCAGGACCAUGCGACCCUGAAGACCUUAUUGACGGCAUCAUCUUUGCCGCGACUUACCUGGGCUGCACUCACCUGCUCUCAGAGAGGACGCCCACAAAGAGCGCCCGCAUGCAGCAGGCCCAAGAAGCAAUGAGCAGAGUACGGGCGGCUCAGAAGCAGGCGAAGAACAGGAAGAAGAGCCCUGACAGCGAGGCUCCAUCCACUGCAGAGGUCGAUCUGUUCAUGUCCACGCAGAGGAUCAAAGUCCUCAAUGCAGACACUCAGGAGUCUUUAAUGGACCUGCCACUGAGGACGAUAUCAUACAUAGCCGACAUCGGUAACAUGGUCGUUCUGAUGGCCCGGGGGAAGAUGGUCCGGUCCCGCUCAGCGCAGGAGAACCUGGACCACACAGCUGAGCAGACCACCAUGACCCAAGACGACAGGCGGCUGUACAGGAUGAUCUGCCACGUCUUCGAGUCCGAGGAUGCCCAGCUGAUAGCCCAGUCCAUCGGACAGUCCUUCAGCGUUGCCUACCAGGAGUUCCUCAGGGCCAACGGCAUCGACCCAGAGGACCUGAGCCAGAGAGAGUACAGCGACCUGCUCAACACUCAAGACAUGUACAACGACGACCUCAUCCACUUCUCCAAGUCAGAGAACUGUAGAGAUGUUUACAUCGAGAAGCAAAAAGGCGAGAUCCUGGGUGUGGUGAUAGUAGAGUCCGGCUGGGGGUCCAUCCUCCCCACCGUCAUCAUCGCCAGCAUGAUGCACGGUGGCCCCGCGGAGAAGUCUGGCCGACUGAACAUCGGAGAUCAGAUCAUGACCAUAAAUGGGACGAGUCUGGUGGGUUUACCUCUCAGCACCUGCCAGAGCAUCAUCAAGGGUCUGAAGUCUCAGUCCAGGAUCAAGAUGAACAUCGUCAGGUGUCCCCCCGUCACCAUGGUGCUCAUUCGCAGGCCCGACCUGAGAUACCAGCUGGGCUUCAGCGUCCAGAACGGCAUCAUCUGCAGCCUGAUGAGGGGAGGCAUCGCUGAGAGAGGAGGCGUCCGGGUCGGCCACCGCAUCAUCGAGAUCAACAGCCAGAGCGUGGUGGCGACUCCUCACGAGAAGAUCGUUCAGAUCCUGUCUAAUGCCAUGGGAGAGAUCCACAUGAAGACAAUGCCUGCAGCCAUGUACCGUCUGCUGACAGCACAGGAGCAACCUGUCUACAUCUGAACGCACAAACACACACACACACUACACGCCACUCCGUUCGCCACAUUACCCCCCACCCCACCCCGUCUUUACUACUGUCCAUCCAGCUUUCAGUUGUGUUACCCCCCUCCCUCCAUUUCCUGUUUACUAUCACUUGCCUUAAUCUGUACAGUUGACUGUCCUGUAAACAUGUACACCUACAGUACGACAGCAGAAGGCAGAUUAUCUCACCGGGCCGAGUGUUAAUGUGACGUUUUUAUGUUCUACCAAAGAUAAAUCGUGGAUUUUCUCGUGCAUAUUUAGGUGACGAACAGAGUCACUGUUAGCUUUGGUUGAGUAGCUGUAAUCUCUGAAUGUACUCAUGUUGGACCUAUAGAUGAUCAGGGCGACCCGAGUGAUGAAGAAGGUUAAGGCGGUCACGUUAAAGGGGAAUGCAUGUAUAAUUCUGGUGAAUAAACGGAGGAUGAAAAAAAAGCACCGUGGUGUGUUCUGUUCAACGGGAAAUGGAAAUGACGAUUCAAUUGUAAAUAUGUUCAUUUUACUGAUAUUGUAAUGUUGUGGUUUCUCAUUUGACUACUGAGCUUAGUGUCAUGUACAAACGACUUUACUUUAAUUUCAUAUCUUUAUUUUGCAGCAUACAGACACUAGGGCCUCCACAGGUCACUUUAGAUGCUUAAUAAGUAUAUAUAAACUAAGCUACAUCAGCUUUCUUCCCCGUAUGUUUUUUGUGGUGACAGGUUGGUCUGGAGCCGCUCCACUCAGAACUGAUGAUGAUAAUGGAGUUAAAUUAGUCUCCAACAAAACAAAAGUGUCACUUUGACAAAGACACGGUGUAAAAAAAGAUUUAUUUAUUAGAAUAAACCAAGACUCUCGUGUAACACUCAGAAGAUGACAAAUUAAAAAAAAGAAAAAGAAAAA